This is a messenger RNA of Botrytis deweyae, 1638 nucleotides long. RefSeq lists its product as uncharacterized. Gene Ontology annotation, molecular function: phosphoprotein phosphatase activity. Lineage: Eukaryota; Fungi; Ascomycota; Leotiomycetes; Helotiales; Sclerotiniaceae. The coding region runs from base 1 to 1638 and encodes 545 amino acids. Gene Ontology annotation, cellular component: cytoplasm. The record is from RefSeq and is a predicted model, not a curated record. The transcript is spliced from 4 exons.
AUGACGAGAAGAAUCGUUCGCACAGCGACGCAACUCGGGGCGCUUGCUCUAUUUACCAUAAUCGUUCUGUGGUUCCUGGACAAUCGAUACCGAGUUCUACCUUCUGCGCUUCAUGAUUAUAUGCCAGCACAUCAUCCGGGCCUAGUGAUCACAGAUAUAACUGUCACGAAAUGCUCGAAAAUCAAUCUUUUCACAAGCUGCAAGCUGGAUUCGGAUAAAUGGCAUCGUAUCGAGAAGGACUUGUAUUUGGGACAGGGUUGGGUGAAUAGCGCUUAUAUGCAUGUGCAAAGGAAGAAAGAAGAGGAACUUACAUCGGAAGACAAGGUUGUUAUGGAUGUUAGCGUUGGGAGGCUGGAUCCAGCGACUGCGACGAAAGGCGAGGGCGAUGAGAGAUGGGAAUCAAGACCUGCUGGAUUAUGGCUGAAAAGAUCUGCAAAGCGCCACGCGAGUGAUUCGAAUAAGGCAGUUACUUCUGUUGAUGUGUUAUUUGGAGCAGAUGCUGUGGAUCCAAGAGAUGGAUGGGAGAUGACUGGUACACCAUUAUUGUUGGAUUCUUCCGGGGAGGUCCAAGAGGCCAGACUUAGCAUACGAAGAGGCAAGCUCAUAAUGCCAACCAAACCAACGCCUCGUAUAAGGGAUAAUGGGAAAUUCAAGAUCCUACAAGCAGCGGAUUUGCAUCUGAGUACAGGAACUGGACAUUGUAGAGAUGCAAUGCCUGAAGAUGGUGGUAAAUGUGAAGCUGAUCCUAGAACAUUGGAAUUCGUUGGAAGAUUACUUGAUGAAGAAAAGCCCGAUUUGAUUAUUCUUAGUGGUGACCAAAUUAAUGGAGAGACGGCACCGGAUGCACAGAGCGCCAUUUUCAAAUAUGCUGAAUUGUUUAUUAAACGCAAAAUCCCAUUUGCAACAAUUUUUGGUAAUCAUGAUGAUGAGGGAUCUUUACCACGAGCUCAACAGAUGGCAUUGAUCGAGUCUUUGCCGUACUCAUUAUCAGAAGCUGGUCCAGAAGAACUCGAAGGGGUAGGAAACUACAUGGUUGAAGUUCUUGCCCAGGGUGGCUCCAAGCAUUCUGCUUUGACAAUUUACUUGUUGGAUACACAUUCUUAUUCACCAGAUGAGAGAUCAUUUAAGGGGUAUGAUUGGCUGAAAAAGAACCAGAUUGAUUGGUUCAAGCAAACUGCUUCGAGCCUAAAAAAAUCCCACGAAGGAUAUUCUCAUAUUCAUAUGGAUCUAGCCUUUAUUCAUAUACCGCUUCCUGAGUAUAGGGAUGAUACCCUUUAUAAAGAGGGUGCGUGGAGAGAAGGCGUCACUGCUCCUGGGUUCAAUUCUGGAUUCCGAGAUGCGCUUGUAGAACAGGGUGUCGUAAUGGUUAGCUGUGGACAUGAUCAUGCAAAUGAAUACUGCUCUCUUUCUCGAAAGGAUGAUGAAAGUCCUGCUCUUUGGAUGUGUUAUGGUGGUGGUGCAGGAUUUGGAGGUUAUGGAGGGUAUGGAGGCUAUCAUCGCCGAAUCCGUCUUUUCGAAAUCGAUAUGAAUGAGGCUAAGAUAGUUACCUACAAACGCCUCGAGUAUGGAGAUACAGAGAAGCGAAUCGAUGAACAGAUCAUAGUUGAAGGGGGGAAACCGGUAGCUCCAUCUACAUGA